Molecule: messenger RNA, 1074 nt
Organism: Raphanus sativus (radish)
Lineage: Eukaryota; Viridiplantae; Streptophyta; Magnoliopsida; Brassicales; Brassicaceae
Exons: 4
Coding region: 1-1074 (357 amino acids)
Source: RefSeq, a predicted model, not a curated record
AUGAAUAGUAAGGACACGUUUAGGUUCUUAGUUGAAGAUGAAGACAUGGAUUUGAUACUAGAUGAGGAGAAACACAUGUUUGCUCUUUUAGAAGAAACAUAUGGAGCGGCAAAAGUUAGUACUAACAGACAGUUAGUGAGGACAGACCGAGGUGGAGGUUGGCGUCGGGUGCAACGUUUCAUGAACGAAUCCGAGGUACAAUGCUAUGAUAUUCUUCGCAUGAACCAAGCAACGUUUAGUAGCUUAUGUAAGAUAUUGUCAGAGAAGUAUCAGCUAGUAGAGUCUUGCCAUGUUUACAUAGAGGAGAGUGUGGCAAUGUUCUUAGAAAUGGUUGGCCAAGAUUUAACUAUACGAGCUUUAGCUGAGAGAUACCAGCAUUCACUUGACACAGUGAAAAGAAAGCUAGAUGAGGUUUUAAGUUCCUUGUUGAAACUCGCAGCAGAUACUGUGAAACCGGGAAUGGAUGAGUUUGCAAGUGCUAGUCCUAUUUUAGUAGAUGAUCCGCGAUAUUACCCUUUUUUUAAGGAUUGCAUAGGUGCUCUAGAUGGAACUCAUGUGCCGGUUCGUCCUCCUAGUGGGAAUGCCGAACCAUUCAGAGGUAGAAAAGCAGAACCAACUAUGAAUGUCUUAGCUAUAUAUAACAUUUUGGUGUAUAAUACUUUCUUUGAUCUUCUCUAUAACUGGCUGAGAGUUAAACUACAUGUUCUGAGAAAAGAAUGUUUGGUUAAUGAUAUAAAACAGAACAUGUAUUUCACUUAUGACACUGGAUCUCUAGGCUUUGUUUUUAGUAUCAAGGAACAGCAGCAUCAGUCGCAGAAGAAGGCAAGGAACAAGGGGACACACAAUCAGUCUAAGAUAUGCAGUUGGAAAUUUGAGGGCAAAGCUUUUCAAAGGAGAAGGGAUGAUGCAACCAUGGCUGCACCAGCUGAUUCUUCAACAAAGGACAAACCUGGAUGGAGGAAAAACGAGCAUACUAAGCUACCACCAGCUGAUGAGACUGAGGAUGAGUUGAAACAGAGUGUGUGUGUGCUGAAACCAGCUAAAGAGACUGAAGUUGAACUGAAAACCAGCUGA